Messenger RNA from Gavialis gangeticus (Gharial), 10240 nucleotides. RefSeq names its product transforming acidic coiled-coil containing protein 2 (gene TACC2). The transcript is spliced from 25 exons. Gene Ontology annotation, cellular component: cytoplasm. The record is from RefSeq and is a predicted model, not a curated record. The coding region runs from base 141 to 9797 and encodes 3218 amino acids. Lineage: Eukaryota; Metazoa; Chordata; Crocodylia; Gavialidae. Gene Ontology annotation, biological process: mitotic spindle organization; cell population proliferation; cerebral cortex development.
GGAAAAAGAGGUGGAGAUUAGUGAGGUGCAGCUGAAAAGGAUGGUUUAAACUGGCAACUGCUCCAGAGCAAUCAGAUCUGGUCCUGGAAUUUGCCUUUCUUAACUUCAUUGUUGUUUGACACUGGAGCUUUUGCAUCGCAAUGGGGAAUGAAAACAGCAGCGCAGAAAAUCAGUCAGAGGUUGCUGGCACAAAUAAUGUCAUCCUAAUGCCACCAAAUCAAGGAACACAACAGAGCAUUUCUUCUACUUCGACUCCAGAAUCAGGCCAACCUCCUGGUAAUGGUCAGGACAUAAAAAAGAAACAUCGGAAAAAGAAGAGUGCAGAAAAAUCUGGUGGUCAAGACGCCUUCAAUUUCUUACCUGAUGCUGCUGCACCGCUGGCUGCUGAUGUCUCCCCAUUGAUUACAGGGUGUUCAAGCCCAGGCAGAGAGAGCUGGUCAGUAGUGUCUGAUUUGAAGGAAGAUGAUCCCCAGCAAGGAGUUAGGUGCCAUAAUCUUCUUUUUGCUGGUCUGGAUAUUAAGGAAGAUGCAAGUUCACAGACCCCAGCUGUAAGCAGCAUCGGUAAUGAAGGCAUCUGUAGCUACACUGCUGAAGAUUUACUCAAUCCGCAUUCAUGUGCAGUGUCUUCAGCGGUGACAGGCCAGAGCAAUAUCCUGAAAGAACAUGGAGAACAAGUUGGCUCCAGCUUCUUAAUCCAGGCUGCAGGAGCAGAUGCUAAGGAGAGAAGCCUGCCUAUCUCAAUGCCUUUUGCAGAAUGUGCCAAUGAAUAUGUUGCAGCUGAUCUGACAGGCAGCAGUGAUGAUUUACCAGUCCCAAAUAGCAGUGCAAUAGUGUUUUCCCCUGUGAAUGACAAAGACCUAGGAGUGGCACAUGCCCUAUUUGUGGACAGUGGCCCAAAAUGUGACAAUACCGCUGCCUAUCCUCUCAAAAAGAGUGAUGAUGAUCCAAAAAUUGCAAGCUUGGAAUCCAGCCCUUCUACAGAAGCUACUUGGACACAAGGCAUUAUCCCAGCAAAUUCAAGUGAAUUGCAACCAUUAUGGCAGAGUGAGCAGCUGGGUGACAAGCGGGAGCCACAUGUCAUCUCAUUACCCCAGGGUAAAGCCGCAGAAGAUUAUUUUACCACUCAAGAGGAGCCGGGAUUUUUGGAAGUAGGUCAUCAGGAGCAGAAUGUAAUACAGCUAGGUGGACAGAACACAGAUGGUAGAGAGGGUUUGUUAAUGAAAGAGGAAACCUUAAUCCUAAAUCAUCCAACAACAGAAGGCCCAGACAGUGAAAAAUAUGGAACAGUUGUGAAUGCUCAGAAUUUGGUUGAUAAUACUGCGCUUGGAAAUAUCAUCAGCUUAGCUAGCGGAGAUAUAAUGGCAGGUAAAGGGGUUGAAUCAAACCAACCUCCUUCUGAAAACAAUGGGAAGCAAUUGGAAGCAUGCACUUUAAUGCCAGGCUUGGCUCUUAACCUUCCAGAGCUGUUCCUGGUACCAAAGGUAGAAGACCCUUUAAGGGAAUACAUGCUCGUAAAUGAGUGCCAAGAGUCUUCCAGGCACAAUGGACAAAAAACAACUUCCAAAACACCCGAACCCACGUUUGAAGGAGAUGCUCCCAAGGUAGAUUUGUUUGUUCACUCUGAGCCUUUCAACAUGCCUCCAUUGCCUCUUGUGGAUGAAGAGCAAAAACUAAAUGUUGCAUCUGGUAGCAGAGAAGAUCAAGGCAACAGCAACAGAAUCAUAAAACCUGAGAGUGUGUCUGGAGAAAGCAUCACACUUUCUAACACAGAAAAUGUUAUGAAUCCCACCCUGGUGGAUGAAAGACUGUCACCGGAAAAUGAUUCAUUAAGUUUUACUUCUGGGAAUAUAACCCCAGAACAGCAUCUAAAAGAAACGGACGCCACAGUACCCGGAGAAAAAAAUGAAGUCUUUAUGGAGGAAGACCGAGUGGAGGAAGCGCAGGUGGCAGAAGCCAGGGGAUUACCUGAGGGGUUUAAUGAGGCAGAAGGGCUGUUGUUAAACUUUUUUAAUAGUGACAAGGAGGACAUGAAGGAUGCCAGCUUGGGUGAGGUUUCCAGAGAAAUCAACUUUUCAGAACAGAGUUUAAAAAGCAAUGUUGGUGAAAAAGCUGAGCAAAAGCCUAUGAAUUCAGAGAGCAGCUUGGAGGUAUCUGAAGAUAACAUACUCCAUUUCCACUGCAAACUUCAACAAGUGAGCAAAGAUAAAGCAAUUGCCCUGCAUAACUUGGAGGAUAAGUGCAGCUUUCCCCUUUUGGAAGCACCACAGUUACCCAGGGAAGAGAGCCUGCCGAGUUGUGAUCAUUUUAACAGUAAGAAAGAAGACAAUAGUUUAGACGUGCCAGGCAUUAAGAAGACUGAAAAGGUUUGCUUAGUUAAUGCACACAGUUCACUGCUCCUGCACCCUGAGAACAAUAACAUUAUGCAGACUAAGCAGGACGAAUCCUGGGAACAGGCUUGUGCUAAAGAAACUACACUGAAGUCAGCGUACGAGGCUGAGCAUCACAAACUAUUUCAGAGCAAUGGAGGGCCUGAAGAAAAUGUAGAAACACCCAAAACAGAACCUGAAUUUGAGGGCUUAUGUGAAUUGGCAGGAACUGCAAACUGCGUCGCUGUAAAAAUUAGACAGGCCUUUUAUGUAGGUGAAAACGAAGAACAGAACAAUCAAGUAACUAAAGUCCCCGAGAGUGAUCCUGAGCAGAUACAUGUAAAUGUUAUUGAACAAAGCAGUACUGUAGAGAUUAAAGACAAUAAUGGAAUUGCACAGGAGCAAUGCGGAGUGGAUGUGAAAAGUUUUGUGGAUGACCAAGUUUUGGCAUUGACAGGUGCGUGCAAAUCCGAUACACUAAUGCAAGUUUGGCAGGAAAAAGGGGCCGCAGAAAGGAACAAAAGUGUGCCACUAUUUGAGCCUGAAACCCCCAAAGCAGCAGCAAACACCGUGGAGCUCAGUUCUCAGCAAACACAAGGGAAUAUAGAAGAACUGCGUGACAGCAAAAUCAGUGGCAAAAUAGGACCCUCUGAGUGUGACAAAAGUGGUUGCCCAGAGCCAUUAGAAAGUGACACUGUAGAAAUGCAAGAAAUGACAGAAGUUUCAGUAACCCUACUACGUGCAGAGCAAAGAGAGAGUACGGACUUUGCUGCCAACAGUAUUCAGCAGCAUGCUUCCUAUGUGGGACUUGAAAAGAAGGAGCACCAAAGCAAUCUGACAACUGUGAUAGCUGAGGAUGGAGACGAGUGUAGGGCAAUAGCUCCAAAACAUGAGCAUGUAUUGGAGAAAAGUUGUCAGAGUGACCUCCAGGGCAUAUCAGAGACAUCACUAGAUAUUACAGGCAGCAUUCAAACAGAACCUCCUGUGUUAGGGGCAGAACCGUUCAGCUGUAAUGCUGAUGCUACAAAAGGAAAUGACUUGGAUAUGAGUAUGGCUGGAGUGCAGAGGAAUAUAGGCCAGAGUGAGCAUCUGCAGAAAAAUUUAGAUCUAAAGGUGACUACUUUGCAAGAAUACAAUGAUCAAACUAAAACAGAUCCAAAGGCAGAAGAAACUUGCGUCAGUGGGCAAGCCUUAGGCAAGCCCAAGCAGGAGAAUGACUCUUUGAUCUCAGUUAGUAACCAGGAAGAAGCAUGUCAGAACGAUCCAUUUUCCCGAGCAGCCGACAUAAAUGUACAAGUAGUCAGGACAGCAGACAGAAGUGGUGAAAGUGGGGUUGACGCUCUAGACUCUGUUGCAAAGGCCCAGAAUUCAGUAAAUGCCACUGAUAUACCACAGACAGUGCCAACUGAUUUUAAAGUAUCACAUGCUGGUAAUGGUCCUGAGCAAAAUAAAAACGAUACUCAAAUACCCAGUACAGAAACUCAAGAAAAAAUACAAGUAGAAGCAAAAAGCUCAGAACUGGAAACGGCAAAGGAGCUGACUUCUGAUAGAGAGAUCAUGCAAAAAGAUGACGGCGCAGAAACAAAUUUUGAACGGGAUGUUGCUGUCACAGAAAUAAGCCAUCCGAAUGCUGAUACAGUUUCAGGGGCACAGGAAUAUCCUACAUUACAGGAGCACUUGGAAGUAGCUGCCAACAAUGCUUUGUGUAAAUUAGACUGCGUUAAAAAAACACCGAAUGAGCCUCAGCCAGUUAGCUGCCUAACAGAAAUCCCCUUUCUUUCCACAUCAGUCUUUGCACUUGAUCAUCAGAGCACAGCAAGCCAGGAGCCUUUAAACAUUAAGGAUGAUAGUACUGCAGGCGAAUUGCUAAAUAAUGGACUGGAAGUUACAACACACCAAAGUGUCUUGGAAGCCGAUUCUGAUUUGCAAGAGGCUAGCAAGGAUAUUCUACCUGGACACUUUGAGGGCUCGUUAUCGCAUACAAGCCAAGCUGCUCAAAACAGCAUUGAAGUGGUACAUUUAGAAACCACUUUGGUGGAGAAUACUUGUGUGAAAGAAACAACUAUUCAUACCCUAAGCUGCCAGCCUGAAGGGGAGAGCAUUUUAACAUCACCUGAGCCUGCUGAUGCAGGACAGUUUUCAGGAAAUUUAUCAGAGUUUAAUUUUGAGAAGCUGAAGAAAGAGAUCUCUGCAAUUAAAUCUAAAGGAACAAAAAGUGAUGUAAACUUCAAAGCACUGCAGAGUGACAGCUCCGCAGAGUCUCUGUUCAGUCUGCCUACCCUAGGAAGGAGGGCUCCAAGUCUUUCAUCUGUUGGUAAACAAGAAGGAUGUAAUGAGGAAAUUGCAGCAAAUAUCUGCACAGAUGACAAGUGCACUAAGAUCUUAGAAACACCUGGGAGUUCAGAAAAAAAGGAAAAUGUUCUGAAAGAGGCGAACGGGGGAACCAAGCCAGACACAGAUAUUUCCACACAGUCUGCCGAGAACUCUGAAAGGGAGCAUGAGGUUCUCAUUUCCAAGACCUUUGGUCUUGGUGCCAGCUUGCCAGACUUCAGGGAGCACAUCAGCAAAAUAUUUAAGAAAACGGUACACGGUGCUCUGAAUCCCGAAUUGCCCCAGCUUGGAUCUGAAAACCAUGCAGGCAGCAGGCAGAGUUUUGGGCUUAAAGAUGCACCAGGACGCCAAGGUGCUGAGAGCUUUUCACAGCCCACCGAUGAAACGGUUGAUGGAAACAUCCAUAAUACAGGACAAGACAGUGACUUCAAAAUAGAAGGGCAAGACUUGCCUGUAGAUUCAGAGAUCUCCAGCAAGGUUCCUGAGCAGAAAUCUGCUCAGCAAGAAGAUAUGUUGUUGCACACAAAGGUCCAGGACACUGAGGAACAGAAGCAGCCCCGUUCCCUUUCAGAAAAGAAAGAUUCCCAAUUGGAUGGCUUUCAAGCUGUCGAGCAGUCUCCGAUUGAAUUGCUCGAGCUAGAUGACAGCCCAAACAGUGAAAAGAUGGAAAGAGAAGAAAGCUCACAUACUAGCAGUGUUGAUGAUGGAGCUCAGGUGAGCUUAGAGGUACAAAUGCUGGAAUCGGCCUCAUAUGAUGAAGCAACACCUGUGAACGUUGCCGUGUCUCAUGACAAUAACCAGCAGCCCGCUAAAACGGGUACCUCUUCAGAACGUACAGGCGCUGCUCAGAAGAGGGAUUUGCAAAGUGUUGCAGUACCAGAGGCAGAGAAUUGUAAUUUAAUGGGGCAAGCUAAUGCAGAACCAGUCUUAGUUAAAGAAGAUCUAAUACUCUCUGGAAAUCAAUGCCAGAAACUUAUGCCAAAUGAGCAGAAGAAAAGUAAGGAAAGUGAACCACCACACACCGCUCAGGGCAUUUGUGACAUGUCAGCAUCAACAGAAGCAUCUGGAGACUUCUGCAAGUGUGAAGUAGAAAAGAACGAUUUUCCUAUGUCACCCAGUGUAAAUCAGGAAAUACCGAUCCCCAGCAAUCUUAUGCAUGACGUUAAGUCUGAAGACGACACACAAAUAAUGCUGGACGCUUUGGAAAAUAAAAAAUGCCUGGAAAUAUCAGACAACAUUCAAGAUCCACAGCAGAAAAAAGAACCAACAGUCCAUGGGUUAAUAGAUUACUUAAUAAAUGAAGUAAGCCAUGUUGAUCAUUCCCGAGAUGACUCUAAAAAAGCACUUGGCAGCAUGAAUAAGAGAGAUGUAAAAGAACAAAGUGACGCCACGUUAAGCGCGGUAGAGAUAGAAGCUUCUAUGUACAGUGAUAAGCAACAAGAAGACAUCCUGAAAGCAGGUACUGCAGGGGCAUUAUUCACUGGCGAAGACAACACAGAUUUUCAAGCCAGCAUUCAAGAUCAAGGGACAUGUAGAAAAACACAUCUCUGGGAGACUAUUACAGGGAUGGAGCAAGAGGAGCAUUUUGCCAGUACGAAUUUUGAUGUUGAAAAUCAGCAGAGUGAAAUGCAUUUGGAUCAUGAAAGCUCAUCUCAGACUGCUGAAGCCAGGAUAUCAGCUGAAAGCAACUUUCCUGAGCCCUGUCACUCACCCCUUCCUGUACCUGAGAAGGAUGCCAUAGCUGUAACAGCCAAGGCCAUCUCAGAGGAAGCAAGAAAUGACAUCAGAGUAGAAAGUUCUCCUGUGCCAGGUGAUGACAUACAAUUGGCUUCUUCCUCUCAUUUCUCCGAACAACCUUUAGCUGUUUCUCCGUCUUGUGAACAUGCUGCUACUCUGGCUGCCACUGAGCUGACUGCAGCAAGCACUUUGGAGCCAGAUAGCUGCAAAGAAGCUGAAAGUGGAAUUGCACCUGUUCCUGAGGAUGUAUCUUUGGCACCUGCUCCCGUUACUGUUGUAGAACCACCUGCUCAAGACAGCGAGAGAUUGACAAGGGAAAUAAAGAGGAGCUCCGACUCUGAAGAAGCAUUUGAGACACCAGAAUCCACAACUCCAGUAAAGGCUCCACCUGCCCCCCCGCAGCCACCACCGGAAGCAGCCCCAGCAGCUGACACCGCAGAACAGGAAAUCAGGCAACCGUUGCCUUCAGAAGACGCAGGAUUCUGUUCUGAUACUGUGUCCAUAACUGAUGUAUCCCAUAGUGAAUCAAUUGAAGAAAGCCCUUUUCGUCCUCCCUCCCAUUCGUUUUCUGCUGUCUUUGAUGAGGAUAAACCCAUAGCUAGCAGUGGGACAUACAAUUUAGACUUUGACAACAUUGAGUUGGUAGAUUCUUUCCAUACCUUAGGACCAAGCUCUUCAGACACAAAGAAUCGUGACCCCAAAGCGAAUGUUCGAAGAAAAUCAACAGAUUCUGUUCCAGUUGCCCGAUCUACGUUAUCUCGAUCUCUUAGUUUGCAAGCUAGUGAUUUUGAUGGAGCAUCUUAUCUUGGCAAUAAUGAGACAGUAACUCCAGCAGCCGAUGUGUAUAAUACAGGUUCAAGUAGUGCGUGUAGUACCCUUAAGCGAACAAAAAAACCCAGACCCGCUUCCUUAAAGAAGAAGCAGCCAGCAAAAAAACCUGCAGAUGCCCCACCUGUGAAAGAAGUCCAACAAGAGCCAUCAGACACUAGUAUAGCAGUCUCUCCCCCAUGUGAGGAAAAGCCAGUAUCUGAGGCAAAGGUUGAUUCAGUUAAACCUGAAUGUCCUGAGCCUUCCCAAAUCUCUGCUGAAAAGCAGGAGAUCCCUGCUGUGCCUGAAGCCUCCUAUCCUUUUGAUCCAGAUAAUUUUGAAGCGAUUAGUGCAUUUAGUACUGGCAGCAAAGUGCAAAACUCUCCCUCUGCCAGUAAGAAAACUCUACCUCUUACAACGGCACCAGAGGCUGUGGAGGUGACUCCCUCUGACACUGGAGGGCAAGAGGAUCCUCCAGUCAAAGGCCUUGCUGUGAGGCUGGAGUUCGAUUAUUCUGAGGAAAAGGGCAGCAGUGAAGACCAGCCAGAAAGCACUCCUCUACCCAAAAAAGUAGGCAAAAAGCCUGGUGCCAAAAUGCCACUAAGGAGGCCAAAGACUAAAAAGACAGUGGAAAAGCUUGACAAUGCUCCUACCACACCAACCAAGUCACCCACUGAUCCAAACGAUAUCCCUAUCACAAAAGGCUCUUAUACUUUUGAUAUCGACAAGUGGGAUGAUCCCAAUUUUAACCCAUUCUCUUCCAGUACAAAAAUGCAAGAAUCUCCUAAAUUGCCUCAACAAACAUACAGUUUUGAUCCAGAUAUGUGUGAGGACUCUGUUGACCCUUUCAAGUCGUCUUGUAAGAUAGCCAGCUCACCUUCUAAGUCUCCAGCCUCCUUUGAGAUACCAGCCAAUGCCAGUGAAACAAAUGGAACUGAAGGAGACAACUUAAAUAAACCUGCAAAGAAGAAGAAGACACCACUAAAGACUGAUACAUUUAGGGUGAAAAAGUCACCAAAAAGAUCUCCACUUUCUGACCCUCCCUCACAGGACUCUACUCCAUUGCCUACUCCAGAAACACCCCCAGUUAUAUCUACUGUGGUUCAUGCGACAGAUGAGGAAAAACUGGCAUCUUCAGUGACCAGUCAGAAAUGGACGUGCAUGACUGUGGAUCUGAAUUCGGAUAAACAGGAUUACCCAGAGCCAUCUGACCUAUCUACAUUUGUAAAUGAGACCAAGUUCAACUCUCCUACAGAGGAGCUGGAUUAUGGCAACUCAUAUGAAAUAGAAUAUAUGGAGAAAAUAGGCUCCUCUGUGCCUGAUGAUAGUACCCAGAAGAAACAGUCUUUGUAUCUUAUGUUUGACGCUCAGCAGGAGAGUCCAGUUAAAUCCCCUCCAGUCAGACUUUCUGAUUCGACAACUCCAUGUUCAGGGUCAAGUUUCGAGGAGACUGAAGCCCAGCUUUCCUCUGGAAUGAAAAUACAGCAUCCAGCUUCUCGUGCCCUGACUGCUAGCCAAGAGACGCACUUACAGGCACCUGACAAAUCUAAACAGAAAGACUUGGAGCCGAUGACCCUAGGAACAGCUUCAGAGACCAUUGAAAUAACUUCUCCUGAGGACUCCUUUGUCUCUGCUGAUGCUCUUCUCAAUAGGAUAUCCCAGCAAACUUCAUUAAACAAUCAGCCUGAAUAUCUAGACCCUGAUUUAGCAGAAAAGAAUCCCCCAGUAUUUGCUCAGAAACUUCAGGAGGAGUUAGAGUUUGCUGCAAUGAGGAUAGAAGCACUGAAGCUAGCCAGGCAGAUUACCUUGUCUUCUUUCUCCUCCUCAGAUACCGAGAGAGAUCCUGGUAUCCCAGCAGACAUUCCCAUCUCUAAAAGUGCACUGUACUCCCGGAUUGGCACCUCAGAUGCAGAAAACACCGCAAAUCUGCACUACCCACAACAAGAUAUAGAUUCUGCACUACGACUUGCCAGAGAGGAGAUUGUGGCCAAAGAAAGAGAAGUGUCUGAGUGGAAAGAGAAAUAUGAAGAAAGCAGAAGGGAAGUGAUGGAAAUGAGGAAAAUAGUUUCAGAAUAUGAGAAGACGAUUGCUCAGAUGAUAGAGGAUGAACAGAGAGAGAAAUCUGUCUCCCAUCAUACUGUCCAGCAGCUAAUAGUGGAGAAGGAACAAGCUUUGGCAGACCUGAACUCUGUGGAGAAAUCACUUGCAGACCUUUUUAGGAGAUAUGAAAAAAUGAAAGAAGUUCUGGAAGGAUUUCGGAAAAAUGAAGAAGUGUUGAAGAAAUGUGCACAGGAGUAUUUAUCAAGAGUAAAGAAAGAGGAGCAGAGGUACCAAGCACUCAAAAUCCAUGCUGAGGAAAAACUGGACAGAGCCAAUGCUGAAAUCGCACAAGUCAGGGGCAAGGCUCAGCAAGAACAAGCAGCAUAUCAAGCUAGCCUCCGCAAAGAACAGCUGAAAGUGGAUGCAUUGGAAAGAACACUGGAACAAAAGAAUAAAGAGAUAGAAGAAUUAACAAAGAUUUGUGAUGAACUGAUUGCCAAAAUGGGGAAAAGCUAACUUUUAACCAAAUUUCUGGACUUCAAUUUUGAGUGCAAUAUGACCAUUGGCACACUGAUGUCCAUACAUUUAUGUGGACAGGUUAUAUUUUCACUUUUUCGUAUGCACUACUGUAUUUUCUUUCUAAAUAAAGUUGAUUUAAUUGUAUGCAGUACUAAGAUGACUAUCAAAAUUUCUUGCUAUUGUUUGCAUUUUCAUAGUAUAAUUCAUAGCAAGUUGAUCUCAAAGUUCCUGUAUCAGGGAGAUUGUCAAGUUCUCUAAUAAAUGACAAAUUGCUGAACCUAGCCUUCCCUUUGUACAUGAGUUCCCAUGUUGGAUGUCUUUUGGAUUUAAUAUAAACAUGUAUUACUUGCAUGGGGACUCUUGCCUUAAGGAGUGUAAACUUGAUCUGCAUUUGCUGAUUUGUAAAAUAAAAUGAAAAAAUAAAAAAAAUGAAAACUGCA